Messenger RNA from Epinephelus moara (kelp grouper), 1051 nucleotides. Its product is annotated as receptor expression-enhancing protein 6-like. Lineage: Eukaryota; Metazoa; Chordata; Actinopteri; Perciformes; Serranidae. The record is from RefSeq and is a predicted model, not a curated record. The transcript is spliced from 3 exons. The coding region runs from base 1 to 345 and encodes 114 amino acids.
AUGUGCUUUGCUAUGUUCGCAGACUUUGUCGAGAUAGUGGAUUUAUUAUCUCAUAAAAUACAGAGCCAGACAUUAGUCACUCUGGACAGGAAGUCACCCAGCAGCAUAUCUAAGAUCUUCCCUCUGCUCUCUCCUCAGUGUUUGUUCCUGAUCUGGUGUAUGGCUCCGGUGACAUGGAACGGUUCUGAGAUCUUGUACAAUCGUGUGAUCCGGCCGUUUUUCCUGAAACACCAGGCAGCCAUGGACAGCGUGGUCAGCGACCUGAGCGCCAAGGCUAAGAACAUAACUGAGAGCGUGACAAAGGAGGCUGUUAACCGGGCCCUCAACCAUGACAAGGACCAGUGAGAGACAUGGAAAGGCUUUGUGUGUGUGUCUGUGUGUCUGUGUAUCUCUGUAAUUGAAAGAGUGACUGAAUGAGUUUAUGUGUGUUUGUUGUUUUGCUUUUGUUCUGUCUUCAAACCUCCUACCAUGACGAAUGAUGUUGAUCAACCCCUGCGUCAUGUGGUGAACCGAAGCUUCACACUCUUGAAAAUGAAUAAAAGGUUGUUUGUUUAUCACAUCAGUUUACUGCCAUCGGUACUGCCAAGACAAUCGGAGAAACUGUGACCUUUCUAUGUGAUCUUCUUUUAUUUGUCGUAGUGUGACAACCUUCGUGGAAAGAAAUCUAAUGAUGUCAAAAAAUACAAUUGUGUGCCUGCAGGUUUCAGCAGCACUAGCGGUACAGUCGAUAUUUUUAUGUCUAAUUGAGCCAGAAAACUGAGGCUGAUGACGUUACGGUUAUAAAAGCAGUUUGUCUUCAAAUGUGUCCACAAACAGCACUUUCUAAUUGUUAAUCAAAACUGGAACUUUUACAUGUCAUUAACGUGUUCUCGCUCUUAAAAGCCUCACUCUUGCAUGUGCGAAGCGGCAUUUAAAGUCUGUUGGAGCUAUUGGGAAUGGGAGGGUACUUCAUCUGUAACUUUAUCUUGAAGACUUCUGCCUUUUAAUAUGUCUUAAUUUAUCAUCUCAUAAUACUGAAAUAAUAAAACUGGAACCUGAAUGAAUUGAACAA